UAAAUUGUCAAAUCUUGCGUUUACGUAAAUGUUUCUAACCUAGAAGCUGCAUUUUCGAGCUUUUCGCGCGAUUCGCGCUUAGCUAAAAUCGAAAAAUGAAUAAACUAUUAAAUUUUCACGGAUAAACAAUCGCCAAAAGCGCAAGUAUUCAAAAAACCAACUCACCAAUCCUCAGUACUUAAUCGCGGCUUCUCCGAAAAUCCAUCGGAAGAGCCAACCAAAACCUUCGACGAACACAUCCUAACCUCGAAAUCGCACCGUUCACCAGCACCAGCGCUGCGGUCUCCCAUCUACGCCUUGCACGUGAUCAUCGCUCGUCGUGUCGCGCCUUCAAAGAACAGAUAUAUCCCCGACAGCGGCGUGGUCCUUCUCUUACAUCCGAAAUUCGUUGAAACGUGCAGUUAAGUAGUCUAUCAACCGGCGAGAGUGAAAAUCAACGAUCAAUAAUGUCGGCGAUCAGUCUGUUGAAUCCGAAGGCUGAGUUCGCCAGGGCGGCUCAGGCACUGGCCAUCAACAUCUCCGCGGCCAAGGGAAUCCAGGAUGUCAUGAAGACCAACCUCGGACCCAAGGGAACCAUGAAAAUGCUGGUGUCUGGAUCCGGAGACAUCAAAAUCACCAAGGAUGGCAACGUUCUUCUCCAUGAAAUGCAGAUCCAACAUCCUACAGCUUCCCUCAUUGCCAGAGCAUCCACAGCUCAGAACGACAUGACUGGAGAUGGAACAACCAGUACAGUAUUGUUGAUCGGAGAAUUGCUGAAGCAAGCUGAUGUUUACAUUUCCGAGGGUCUUCACCCAAGGAUGGUAACCGAAGGAUUCGAUCUGGCCAAGAACAAAACUCUUGAACUUUUGGACAAAAUAAGGGUGCCCAUUGAGCCUACCAAGGAUGCACUACUCGACGUCGCAAGAACUGCAUUGAAAACCAAAAUCCACCCUGCAUUAGCUGAGAAGCUCACAGAAAUUUGCGUUGACGCGGUCCUCACUAUCAGGCAGCCUAAGGUAGCCAUUGACUUGCACAUGGUUGAGAUUAUGGAGAUGCAGCACAGGACAUCGGCUGACACCACUCUUGUCAAAGGUCUGGUACUGGAUCAUGGCUCCAGGCAUCCAGAUAUGCCAAAGAAACUUGAAAAUUGUUACAUUUUAACUUGUAAUGUCAGUUUGGAGUAUGAGAAGAGCGAGGUCAACAGUGGCUUCUUCUACAAAACAGCCGAGGAGCGCGAGAAGUUGGUAGGUGCUGAGCGCGAGUUCAUUGACAACCGCGUAAAGAAAGUCAUCGAGCUGAAGAGAAAAGUUUGCAAUGGUACAGACAAGAGCUUUGUGCUGAUCAACCAGAAGGGAAUUGACCCGCCAUCUCUAGAUAUGCUCGCCAAGGAAGGUAUUAUCGCUCUGAGACGUGCCAAGCGCAGGAACAUGGAGAGGCUGAGUCUUGCCUGUGGUGGUCAGGCCAUGAACUCAUUUGACGACCUGCAGGAAGAGCAUCUGGGAUAUGCUGGCUUGGUUUAUGAGCACGUUCUGGGCGAAAACAAAUUCACGUUCGUUGAGGAAUGCAAACAGCCGAACUCCGUGACAAUUCUUCUUAAGGGUCCCAACAAGUACACGCUCGUACAGUUGAAGGACGCCGUUUACGAUGGUCUCAGAGCAAUCAAAAAUGCCAUUGAUGAUGGUUCAGUUAUUCCUGGUGCAGGUGCCUUUGAAGUAGCAGCUAAUCAAGCUCUCCUACAAUACAAAAAUGAAGUAAAGGGAAAACAACGUCUUGGAGUUCAAGCUUUUGCAGAAGCUCUUCUCGUGAUACCGAAAACGCUAGCUGUCAACAGUGGAUUCGAUUCACAAGACACAAUUGUCAAGUUGCAAGAAGAGUCGACAACGUUAAAUCAAGCAGUGGGAUUGGAUAUUUCCUCUGGUGAAGCCAUUGACCCCAAAGCAGCCGGUAUUUUUGAUAACUACAUCGUUAAGAAGCAAAUCAUCAAUUCUUGCACCGUCAUCGCCAGUAACCUACUCCUUGUAGACGAAAUCAUGAGAGCAGGUUUAUCAUCGCUCAAGGGCUAAUACUCUCAUAUAUAAGAGAAUCCACGUUUAUUUUAAUGUUAAUAAUUUACCGAUUACUUAUUGAUUAAGCAACGGCCAUUCUCACUGCUUUUAUUUGUCGGUUUGCCGAUGGAAUUCAUAGCUUUUUACGAUUUGUACUUCACGCGUUCAAAAAAAUAAAACUAUUUCGUACCACUGGUAA
Messenger RNA from Nasonia vitripennis (jewel wasp), 2223 nucleotides. RefSeq names its product T-complex protein 1 subunit zeta (gene CCT6). Gene Ontology annotation, biological process: protein folding. Gene Ontology annotation, cellular component: chaperonin-containing T-complex. The transcript has 7 exons. Lineage: Eukaryota; Metazoa; Arthropoda; Insecta; Hymenoptera; Pteromalidae. Bases 447 to 2042 code for a protein of 531 amino acids. Gene Ontology annotation, molecular function: ATP hydrolysis activity; ATP-dependent protein folding chaperone; ATP binding. The record is from RefSeq and is a predicted model, not a curated record.